ACAUCACCCACGUCUGACGCCCCCGCCGGUUCCACCCGUCGCCGAUGUCGGGGGUCGAGGUGAUGGUUGACAGAGAUCUGCCCAAGGUAGACCUGGUGGAGCCAUCAGACCCUGAUGUCUCGAGCAGCGAGCGAGGGAGCAUGGCCGAAGGCGACGCAGGCGACGCACCACGCCUGGGAUCCUUGGCGCAGCGCGUGUUAGAGGAGUCUCGUUGGAUCCCCGACGAGGAGGAGCGAGCAAUCCUGGUGCGCGCCAUCCAACGACUCCGGCAGAAGGUGGCCUCGGAGUCAGUGGCGGAGCGGCAGAAGCAGUUCCAGAAGCUGGCCAGCCAGGCAGCCUUGCAGAUCAAGCCCAGGGGUGAGGCCGCUACUCCACCGGUGGUGGAAAGACGCUCACAGGGUCGGCCGGCGGCGGCGGAGCAGAGCCCGUUUCGGCCCUCCAAUGUGGAGACCAACUUAGCGGAGUAUCGCCUCCGGAAGGGCGAGGAAGUCGAAAGUCCUCCCUCGCCCCGGCGGCGCGGCAUCCUGCGCACCAGCUCCAUCACGCCACCGGCGAUUAAUGUGUCGGAAGUCACGGAGGCCAUGACGCAACUGCCCAUCCACUCCACCACGGCAGCGGCCGCCUUUGGCCGUUUCCACUUCAAAGGUGCAGACGCUGGCGACUCGACACCGACGUCGCCCUCGUCGCCCUCGUCACCCAUCGCGAAGAAAGCUCCCUUGCGCCUGCCGGUGAAGCAGCGCGCGUCGGCGGUGUCGAUCGCUGACGAGGAGGAUGUCAUCGAGUGUGAUCCGAGCAUGCCUCGGAAACUCUCCAAGUCCUCGUCCAUCUCCGAGUCUUCCACGACGGCGGUGUCGCCACGGCCCUCGAGUUCGACCGUGGCGCGCUCGAGCGUGUUCCUGAAGUCUCCGCGCCACAGCCUGGGAAACUUGUUCCGCUGGAAGCGCUCGGAGGUUUCCAUGGGCGAUCGGCAACGCAGUGAUUUGGAGCUCGGCCACUUAGUGGGCCAUUUACUCUUGGACGCCCAACGCCGGGGGAGUUUGCCACAGGUGCUGAGAGGGAAGGCGCCAGAGGCACCGGCAGAAGAGCACAAACCGGAUGACUUUUGCCUGGUCUCCGACCCAUCUUUGGCGACACCGCAGCCCGAAAGGACUCCCAUCCUCAGCAGCGGUCAGGAUCUGGGAGAAGAUACACAGCCGACGACACCUGCCACACCUCCUACAGAUGAGGUGGCGGCCACUACUCCGUCAGAGGAUGAACAAAGAUAUAGAGAUUGGAUGGACGGCUGCUGGCGUGCCGUUCGAGAAGAGAACGAUGCAAAGAUUUUGCAAUUGCAGGAGUCCAUCAAGGAAAGCCUGCAGAUGUUUGAUGAGAAGAUGUCUGCUUUGGCUCAGCAGGUGACUGAGGCCCCCGAGCUGCGACCAGAGAAGCCAGAGGAGACUGACGUGUCACUGACGAGCAACGUGCGAGGACUGCAGGUUCAGAUGGAGCGGUUGGAAGAGGUUCAGUCGGACUUGUUGCAGCAGCUUCGGAAGGCUGAAGGUCGCUUUCGUUCAUCUCUCGAGAAGCAGGUGACCCUGCAUCAGGAGACUUUAGAAGAACAUUGCCGAGACUUGCGUGAACAACUCAAGGGGCCGACGCCGGCUCAGCUUCAGGCCUCCAACGCCAGGCCCAAUGAAAAGCUGGAGGAGAUGCUGGCAAGGCUAAGCUUGCAGCAGGAUCAGUUGGAAGCAGAAAUGGCGCAGAUGAAAAGCCGCCAAGAGCAGUCCCAGCGCAGUUGGGAGGAUCGGUUUCGAGAGGCGCAGCAGAGCACGGAGGAGACCUCGCUGGAGGUCCUUCGCAUGGCAGAGCUCGGGCAGAGGAUGUCAGAGGGCAUGGAGACGGCCAGGGAAGAGUUUGGCGAGCAGAUUAGAGUCUUGCGAGAGCGAUCUGAUACCAAGCUGGCCUCGCUGGAGGAGAGCUUUCGCAACCAAUUGGACAUGAGCAUGGGCGAGUUGAAGAAGACGAUGAGCGCGGGCGCCAGCGAACUUCGAGCCCUAGAGGAGCUAACCACAAGGAUGUCCCAAGGGCUGGAGACAUCCAGGGAAGAGGUUUGGAAGCAGAUUAGAGCCUUGCGCGAUGCUUCUGGUGCCAAGCUGACAUCCUUUGAGGAAGCCCAGGAAGCCUGGCAGAGCCAACUGGAUGACAGCAUCAGCGAGUUGAGCCAGAAGUUGGCCACUUUCUCCGAAUCUGCCAGUAAGUUUGACCAGCUGGAGACCAGGCUUGGGAACUUUGAGGAUUGCAUGGAAACUCGGCGUGCUGCUCAUCAGCGUGAAACUCACCGACUGUUCACAGAGUUGCAAACGUCCUUUGACAAGUUGGAAGGCACACAGAAGACGAUGCUGUCUGACACCUUGCCGGAGGUGGCGAGUGCCUUGAUUGAGCCGUGGCGCAAAGAGUUCAUCGAGCUCAAGGAUCAGUGCGCGCAGAACGCACGGCACUGGGCCGACCAGGACUCCUUGUUGGGUGGUGAGAUCAAGUCCCUGUCACUCGCUCAAGAAGCUGCUUGGCGUUGUGCAGUUCGGAAGCUAUUUAUCGGAAUUUAUCAGAUGUCUCACUACGAAAGACUAUACCAGAUUUACAGUACCCAAUUUAUAAUUCCUGUAUUUGGCAAGAAUCGCCCAGGACCCCAGCGCAAAUCUAGAACCUUGAAGAUUUUCUGGUAUCCUUCCCACUUGGCGUUUUGCUUGGCGAUGAGUUGCUUCCUGACAUUUGCUGAACGUUUUGGACUUGUCCAUCAUCCUUGCCCAUCAUCCUUCAGAGAGUCUUGGUAGCACCGAUGACCAGUGCCAUGACAUCGUGCAUGCAAGUGAUACAGGUGACAACCCCAGUGCCACAGUAAAUACAUGUGAGGUGGGCCUACGGCUUUGUGUAUUUCCACCUUCACUUGGCAUCGUCGCUUUGCCUAGGCGCACGCUGACGGCUUGAAGGCACUCAAAGAUCAGCUGCAGCGAGAGUUUCACGACAGCAUCACCGCCGAAACAGAUGCAGUCUUGAACGCCGUGACUGGAAAGAUCAGCCAGGAGCAGCAAGAGCGCGUCACAUCGAUCACUGCGGUCCGUAGCGAUCUGAAAGAGUUGAGGGACUUGAUGCAGCCGACGCAGAGAGAAAGACAAAUCUUCGAGCAGAGUCUCGACUGGAGGAUGCCGAUGGGUGGCCCCACGGCGAAUUCUGUGUCUCCAGCGCGCCUUGCUCGAUCGCCCUUUGCGGUGAAUGGUGGUGUUGGCGUCGAGAACACGCAAAAGAGGAAAGACUUAUGUCGUCGAAAGCUUACAAGCUCUACUGGUCCAGGCCAUGUACGAACACCAAGAUAAGCACCAAGCGCCCUAGCAGGUGCACCACGAAUGACUUUGAUGCAGCAGCUAGGGCACUGGCUUGCCCUGCAGAGCUGCAGCCUGCAGGUUUUUUUCGUUAAUGUGGACAGCUUGUACAGACUGUCUUGGCGAGAUGUUUGCCUUUUUGCCACAGGCGAGAUGUGGUUGAGCUACGACCGUCCGACUCGUGGAGUGAAGGGCGCCGAUUCUGAAAAAGAA
Messenger RNA from Durusdinium trenchii, 3569 nucleotides. The record is from the annotation of a GenBank genome assembly. Lineage: Eukaryota; Dinophyceae; Suessiales; Symbiodiniaceae.